CACAGCCCGGCGCCGGCCGGGGGCGCGCCGCCAUGACGGGCAGUAAUAUGUCUGAUGCUCUUGCAAAUGCAGUAUGUGAACGCUGCCAGACUCGAUUUGAUCCUGCAGAGAGGAUUGUGAACAGCAAUGGGGAGCUCUAUCACGAAAAUUGCUUUGUCUGUGCUCAGUGUUUUCGUCAGUUCCCAGAUGGACUUUUUUAUGAGUUUGAAGGUCGGAAGUACUGUGAGCAUGACUUUCAGAUGCUGUUUGCUCCUUGCUGCGGGGAAUGUGGUGAGUUCAUCAUUGGGCGUGUUAUCAAGGCAAUGAACAAUAACUGGCACCCAGAAUGUUUCCGCUGUGAGCUCUGCGAUGUAGCACUUGCUGACCUGGGUUUUGUGAAGAAUGCUGGCAGGCAUCUGUGCAGGCCAUGCCAUAACCGAGAAAAAGCUAAGGGACUGGGCAAGUACAUCUGUCAGAAGUGCCACUUGAUAAUUGAUGAACAGCCUCUGAUGUUUAAGAAUGAUUCCUACCAUCCAGAUCACUUCAACUGCACUCACUGUGGGAAGGAGCUGACUGCUGAGGCCCGGGAACUGAAGGGAGAACUGUAUUGCCUGCCCUGCCACGACAAGAUGGGAAUCCCCAUCUGUGGAGCCUGCCGCAGGCCCAUUGAGGGACGAGUGGUCAAUGCUCUGGGAAAGCAAUGGCAUGUUGAGCAUUUUGUUUGUGCCAAAUGUGAGAAGCCAUUCUUGGGGCACCGACACUAUGAGAAAAAAGGACUGGCUUAUUGUGAAACUCACUAUAACCAGCUCUUUGGAGAUGUCUGCUACAACUGCAGCCACGUGAUAGAGGGAGAUGUGGUGUCAGCUCUUAACAAGGCCUGGUGUGUGAAUUGCUUCUCCUGCUCCACCUGCAAUAUCAAGCUUACACUGAAGAAUAAGUUUGUGGAGUUUGACAUGAAGCCUGUAUGCAAGAAGUGCUAUGAGAAAUUCCCUCUGGAGCUGAAGAAACGCCUGAAGAAGUUGUCAGAGCUGGCAUCCAAGAAGGCACAUCCCAAAGCUCUGGAUUUAAACUCUGCUUAAACAGGGGUGAGCCAUCAGCAGUGCUGUUCCUGAGCCCACCUGUGUGUUGUAUAUUCACGGCGAGCUUCUGAGACCUCUGGAGAUGUCCCCAUAGUUUCUUGUGCUGAACUAAGCUGGGCAGCCUGAAAAUCCCUUUCCCUGAAUAGUUGGAGACUGUGCCUGCCCUUUUGUGAGGUGGACAGGAUGAAAGGCACUGCUGUCCCUUGCAUGAUUUAAAUCUUCCAAAAAGUGGUUAGUUUAGCAGGUCAAAUGAAGACUGCAGUUGGGCAUAGGCACCAACAUGUACCUCCCAGUGAAUUAGCUAGCACGAAGUUAAAGCUUCCUCACUUUGUGUGUGUGUGAGCAGCAACUGGAUUGGGGCAAUAAUCUACCUUAAAAUUGUCCACACUGCCAUCACACUCUGCUCAGGAUAGAUCUAAAGAUAAUAGCUAAAGCAUUGGUAGCUGUUAACAUGCUUUCUGUUGCUACUACCCAUGAAACUGCACCGUGAUAUCACGGCAGUGGUGGGCAAUCCUGGUUAACUGUGCAGAUAGCAAUCCCACAUGCAAGACCAUCUCUUAGAUACUUACUGGCUUUACUAAUUCAAUUUCCUUCAGCUGCUUUGCUUUUUGUUGCUGUAAGUUACCAUAAACUUUUAACUGGGGUAUACUGCAUCCACUAUAACACUGAUGAGGGGAUAGGAUAGGCCUAAUUUUAGCAGUAGAACUCUUCCAUCCUCUUCUGACCAAUAUGCACUGUAGAUUACAGUAAUAGUAGCUGCUUUUGUCACUGCUUUAGGAGAACAUGUGGCUAGUCGCUGUUCUCUCACCAGCCUUUAAAUGGUCUUUUAGUUAAGGGCACAAAGAGCAGCAUGUCUUUUGGUGCAGUAAUAUGUGGCCACUGCAAAGACCAGUCUUGUAAGCCUAUUCUUUGGCCUUUUUUUCACAGCAUGAAACACAAGAACUACUGAUCUAGGUGCAGUUUGGUUUGUUAUGCAGAUUCUUCUCAGCAUAAAACAUUCAGGGCUGUUCCUAUAAUCUUAGUCACAGGCCACAUCUAAUGCUAAAUCUGGGCAGCUGUGAUCUUCAGCCUCCUGGGAAGGUGGUGGAGGAACACACAGCCAUAUAGCUACUGGUAAAUAUGGAAAGACUGUGUAACUAGCAGGCAAUAGGCAAUAUUCUUUCAGUGGCCACUCUCAAGUUCAGCAAUGGAAAAAUGCAUGUAUGUAGAGGUGAAUGGAAUUACCUUUGUACUGCAAGUAGAGGUUUAGCGUGUGCUGUCACUUUGUCUCAUAUUAGAAAUUCAGUAGACCUAGUGAAAUUCAGUGUUCAAAGGACAAUUGAUAUCAUUCUCUUUAAUAAGCUGUUUAGUUCUCUAGGAUUUGGAUUAUGUCCUUAUCUUCAGAGCAUUUCCCAAAAUUAUUGGGGGAAAAAACUCAUCAUAAUCCCUGAUCUCUAUAUUAGCAGAGGGUGAUGUUCUCUUAGUAUCUCUUAAUUUAUUAAUUUUUCACAAUUAUUUUUCUCAUACUCCUGCUGCCCAUAGCCUACAAUGUGCAGAGUUACAGUGGUGAAUAUUACUGACAUACCUUUUGUGGGACAGUGGAAUUGAAGGAGUAGGAGAAAUAACCAUAAAUAGUUUAAAUAAAUGCAUCUCCCUCUACUUCUUUGAGUCCACUUUUUAAGAACUAAGUAGAAUAUGAUGCGGACUUACGAAUUCUCCUUAGUGUGUUGAUAGGCUGUCAGGUUGGGGUUUUG
This is a messenger RNA of Gavia stellata (red-throated loon), 2791 nucleotides long. It is a transcript of the gene LIMS2, whose product is annotated as LIM zinc finger domain containing 2. Bases 33 to 1058 code for a protein of 341 amino acids. The record is from RefSeq and is a predicted model, not a curated record. Gene Ontology annotation, biological process: positive regulation of integrin-mediated signaling pathway; cell-cell adhesion; positive regulation of substrate adhesion-dependent cell spreading. Gene Ontology annotation, cellular component: cell-cell junction; focal adhesion; cytoplasm. The transcript is spliced from 11 exons. Lineage: Eukaryota; Metazoa; Chordata; Aves; Gaviiformes; Gaviidae.